Messenger RNA from Penaeus vannamei (Pacific white shrimp), 3057 nucleotides. Its product is annotated as collagen alpha-5(IV) chain. NCBI's taxonomy places the organism in Eukaryota, Metazoa, Arthropoda, Malacostraca, Decapoda, Penaeidae. The record is from RefSeq and is a predicted model, not a curated record. Gene Ontology annotation, molecular function: extracellular matrix structural constituent conferring tensile strength. Gene Ontology annotation, biological process: extracellular matrix organization.
CUUGAGCUCAAGUCUUCGCUCGACGUAGCAAUCUUGCAGACCUCUCGAGGGCUAGCAACGUGCCGGGAGUCUGUCCUCCUCCUUCGACCAGUCCGCGAAGUCCACAAGACAGGCCGACAGAGACGCCGCGUUUCUUAGACCAUCUACCAUGCCUUGGGCAUGGGCCUUCCCUUGGACUCUUGCGUGGAUUGGGAUCUGUCUCAUCCCUUCGUCACUUUUUCUUGCGGAAGCGAGUGGCGAUCACGAGAUUUCCGUCCUAGAAGGCCUUGCUGAAGAACUCUUCACGCCUUUUGCGGAAAACUUCCAAGAGGAUGCCUUGCCUCAGAUCAAUGCCUCCCACUUACUUCCUAGCAGUCAGAAACUUUACUCCUCCUCCCACGGAGAGAUUCUAGACACUCUCAUACUCCUCCUCGACAACAAGGCCUCAAAGCGGCAGGUAGACAGCUCUGUUCCCGUUGAGAGCCUCCCUUGUCCUUUCUGCCCUAAAUGCUACCCAGGUCAGCCCUGUCCUCUUAGCUGCCCGCCAACCCCGUGUCCAACAUGUUACCCUGGGAGUAUGUGUCCCGUUGGGUGCCCAGCCACUCCAUGUCCUCCUUGCUACCCUGGGACUUCUUGCCCAAGGGGAUGUCCUCCUACACCUUGUCCUGAAUGCUAUCCAGGUGUCCCGUGUCCCAUUGGUUGUCCGAUCACAGCAUGCCCUCCAUGCUAUCCUGGGAGUCCUUGCCCUCCAGGGUGCCCUCAGACAGCUUGUCCUCCAUGCUACCCAGGCGAGAAAUGUCCUCUGGGUUGUCCAGCUACUCCCUGUCCUCAAUGCUUUCCUGGCACUCCGUGUCCUCCAGGCUGUCCAUUGACCGACUGUCCUGCCUGCUACCCAGGAUUCCCUUGUCCUCCAGGCUGUCCAACCACACCCUGUCCUUUGUGCUACCCAGGAGUGCCCUGUCCUGUCGGAUGCCCUGUCCUCACUUGUCCCGAGUGCUAUCCAGGAUCGCCAUGCCCCGCAGAGUGUCCACCCACUCCCUGCCCACCGUGUUAUCCUGGAGAGAAAUGCCCAAGAGGCUGCCCAAGCACUCCGUGCCCUGAUUGUGUUCGUGGCCAGCCCUGUCCCCCUGGUUGUCCCCCCGGCCCCUGUCCACCUUGCUAUCCUGGAACAGCUUGUCCUGUAGAUUGUCCUGUGACCCCCUGUCCUACCUGCUACCCAGGGGACCUGUGCCCUAUUGGAUGCCCUCCGACACCGUGUCCAGUCUGCUAUGGAGACACAAAAUGCCCUGCAGGAUGUCCAGUUUACCCCUGCCCUGAUUGCUAUCCUGGUAGCUCCUGUCCCUCUGGUUGUCCUCCCACUCCCUGCCCAGUGUGCUUUGCAGCUGGCCCUUGCCCUCCAGGUUGCCCACGGAUCCCAUGUCCUGACUGCUACCCUGGAAGCUCCUGCCCUCCUGGUUGCCCUCUGACACCAUGUCCUACUUGCUACCCUGGGGACAAGUGCCCAGGCCAAUGCCCUGUCAUUCCUUGCCCUGACUGCUACCCAGGACAGAGCUGUCCAGAGAAGUGUCCCGCAACACCGUGUCCUGACUGCUACCCUGGUGAUGUAUGUCCUCUAGGGUGUCCCUAUACACCGUGUCCUUCUUGCUACCCAGGACAGAGUUGCCCACCUGGAUGCCCCCCAACGCCCUGUCCUUCCUGCUUCCCAAAUACCCCCUGCCCUGUAGGCUGUCCCAUCACCCCAUGUCCAGAAUGCUACCCAGGAGAGAGAUGCCCUCCUGGCUGUCCACAAACACCUUGCCCAACCUGCUACCCCGGUGACUCUUGCCCAUUGGGAUGUCCAGUCACCGAGUGCCCUGCAUGUUACCCAGGGCAGAAUUGCCCAGUGAGCUGUCCUGUGCUGCCAUGCCCUACUUGUUACCCAGGAGAUCCAUGCCCAGGCAACUGUCCUCCAACAGAUUGCCCGCCCUGCUACCCAGGCUUCAGAUGUCCUUCAGGAUGUCCCGAAACCCCUUGUCCAUCAUGUUAUCCUGGGCAAUCAUGUCCCAUAGGAUGUCCUCCCACACCUUGCUCAAUCUGCCUGCCUGGCAAGCCAUGUCCCCCUGGGUGUCCCGUGUCCCCAUGCCCCCCGUGUUAUCCAGGUGAAAAAUGUCCUGAAGAAUGCCCAGUGACACCCUGCCCUGAGUGCUACCCUGGAGAUCCAUGCCCUCUUAUCUGUCCUCCUACGCCAUGUCCUGAAUGCUUCCCUGGAACACCAUGCCCCGUAGGCUGUCCCCCAACCCCAUGCCCGCCUUGUUUAGCGGGAGACCCCUGCCCACCAGGAUGCCCUAUCACCACCUGCAACUGUAGUCCCGGUCCACCUGGCCCACCUGGCGGCAUAGGAACCAGGAUUCCAGGGCCUCCUGGGUCCAGAGGUCCCCCAGGUGUUGGGCCUCCGGGAAUCCAUGGCCCUCCAGGGGCUCCCGGAACCUGCUCGGGUUACCGACCUGGACUUCCCUGUGGGAGCUGCUGCCCCUCGAGUGAUGACCUCCAAGCCAUGGCCAACACGACCUGCUGCAGACGUCCAGCAUGCAGUUACAACGCAACGGAAUUACUGGAUAAACUUAAUAAUCUGGAGAGGAGGCUGGCGAGACUUCAGUACAUCCAGGCUGAACUAAAGACACAGAGCAGGAAAAUGAGAGAACUUAAAGACAGAGUGACAGACUACGACUUCCGCGGCGACAAGGGCCACAAGGGCGUGAGCGGCGCCCGCGGCUACAAGGGCGUGCAGGGGGCGCCGGGCCUCCAUGGCGAGUGUCAGGAGGUCACCAACUACCCCACGAAGGGCCCCCUCGGCCCCCCAGGCCACAAGGGGGUCAAGGGCGACCCCGGGUCCAAAGGGCCGUGCAACUGCCGCGGCGAGCGAGGCGAGCGGGGACUCCCCGGCGAGUCCGUGAAGGGCGCGGCUGGUCCUCGAGGCUUCAAGGGCGACAAGGGCGAGCGAGGGAGGUCUUCGUCGCUCGACUUCGACUCCAAGUCCUUGCUGAAGAAGGUCGAGGAAGACGAGGCGGCGUGAGGAAGAAUGGGAGGAGGAGGAAGGGA